This is a messenger RNA of Ostrinia furnacalis (Asian corn borer), 624 nucleotides long. RefSeq names its product T-complex protein 1 subunit eta-like. The coding region runs from base 1 to 609 and encodes 202 amino acids. Lineage: Eukaryota; Metazoa; Arthropoda; Insecta; Lepidoptera; Crambidae. Gene Ontology annotation, molecular function: ATP binding; ATP-dependent protein folding chaperone. The transcript is spliced from 4 exons. The record is from RefSeq and is a predicted model, not a curated record.
AUGUUUAUGGAAAUCGCUGAAAAUGUGCAUUACAUAGAGAUACAGCUGUUUAGAGAAUACUGGUGGAAUAUUUAUGAAGUGCGCCAGCGGUCAGAACACGCUACAUCCUGGAACGAGUUCCAGCAGGAAUGCGCCGUGCUGACGUCAGUUCGGGAGCUGACGCAGUCGUCACUCGGUCACUGCCGCGCCUUUACUGAGCGGCAAGUUGGUGGCGAGAGAUAUAAUAUCCUUACUGGUUGUCCCGCAGCGAAGACAUGCACGCUCAUACUCCGCGGAGGCGCCGAGCAAUUUUUGGAGGAGACGGAGCGCUCACUACAUGACGCCAUCAUGAUCGUGCGUCGGACCAUCAAGAACGACGCUGUUGUCGCUGGUGGCGGCGCAAUCGACAUGGAAAUAUCGAAGCACCUUCGCGAAUACUCCAAAGGCGUCGCGGGCAAAGAGCAACUGCUUCUGGCGGGCAUCGCGCGCGCCUUCGAGGCCAUCCCGCGCCAACUGUGCGACAACGCCGGCUUCGACGCCACCAAUCUGCUCAACAAGCUGCGACAGAAGCACCACCAAGGUCGGGAAACCCUCCAUUUUAGGUGUACCUUUCGUAUGUGUCACUUUUAGGAUGGGUGACCGUGU